AAACUCAUAAUUUUGACAUAUCCAAACUCACAAACAACAUCAAGCAGUAUAAUUUUAGACUGGUGAUGGACCCCCUGGAACAUGUCACACAACGUCGUGAAUUUAUUUACAGCGUGACCUCUGUUCUUUUCUCCUUGGUCACCUUCGCCCUGCUGCAAUCUGGGUUGACGGGGCUGAUCAGUCACAUCACUGCCUUCCAGGAACUGCCUCUCUCCACAUUUGUAUGGCUCGUGGGGGCCGAGUGGCUCAAAGUGGGGCUGGUGCACCUCUUGUCCCCAGCGACAGUCGGUCACGGGAGUGGGAGGACACCCUUUCUUCACGUCAACUCCAAGUCCGCAGCCCCUCCGGGCAGCAGAAAGUCAUCAACAGUGACCUCCUUCUCCAAGGUCCUCGAGUUUGGAGGUAUUUGUUGGCAGACCAUCCUGUGUUGUGGUGUUUGUCAUAUUUUCAUGGUUCUGUUUGGAGCACCUCUCCUCAGUAAGUUCGUUCUGACUGCACAAUUCAGUAUCAUUCUAACCGGAUGGAUGUUCGUUCCGUUAACUUUUACAUUCCCAGCCAAAGAUAUCCUGAAACAAGUGAUUUACUUCAGUACUUGGAACACAAAGCUCACUUCCGUACUUCGUGCCAAGUUGCGGUUUAUCUCUACGAUUGGCGGUGCGAUGGCUGGCGUUGUUUUGAUUCCGCUGGACUGGGACCGUCCGUGGCAGGUGUGGCCCGUGCCCACCCUCUUUUCCGCAUUUCUCACCGUGUUUGCAGUCAACACGGCCUUCUCCCUCUACACGCUCCUCAACCAAUUUUAUCCUUGGAUGAAACCAAGUACUAGUCGUGUUAGCAGCAGCAGCGCCGGUGGAAAUAAUUACAAGACUAAAAAUUACUAGUUUAUGUUUGUUGUUUCAUUAUAAUUAUAUUUAAUUUAUAUAUUUCUCUUGCAAUUUAUACUUUAAACAUCACAUAUAUAGUUUAGCAUUAAAUGUUACAGAAGAAAGUAAUCAAA
Molecule: messenger RNA, 994 nt
Organism: Folsomia candida
Lineage: Eukaryota; Metazoa; Arthropoda; Collembola; Entomobryomorpha; Isotomidae
Gene: PIG-F
Exons: 5
Coding region: 66-878 (270 amino acids)
Biological process (GO): GPI anchor biosynthetic process; regulation of DNA-templated transcription
Cellular component (GO): endoplasmic reticulum membrane
Molecular function (GO): DNA binding; DNA-binding transcription factor activity
Source: RefSeq, a predicted model, not a curated record